AUGUCUCAGAGCGAGGGGGACGUGCUGACUCUACCAGCCCCAGAGAACAGGGAGGAGGAGACGGUGGGGUCGGACAAGGUUUUGGAUGGUCUGGGCCAGGAGGAGAGCCCAGACUCAACCCCAGCAGAGCAGCCUGACAGCGGGGACGAGUGGGACACAGACUUGGAGGCUGAUGAGCAGGACAGGAGAGACAGGCUGGUCUCCCCUACAGAGCUCUACCUGGUGGCCUGUCGUUUGACGGCUGUGAUCCCCUGCUCCUACGUCCUCCGUCAGCUAGCCUCCACCACCCUGGACCUCAACCAGCAGGGCACCCUGGACCUCAACCAUCAUGGCCUGGGACCGCUGGGGGCUAAAGCCCUGGCCAUCACCCUCCUGAGCGACGUGCAGAUCAGUAACCUGGAGCUGAAGGACAACUACCUUCUGGCUGAGGGGACUGGCUACCUCAUGGAGAUGUUCAAGGAGAACUUUACUAUUCAGAGUCUAAACCUCUCCAACAACCACCUCCAGUCCGCAGGGUCUAAGCACAUCUGUAAAAUGCUGUUAGACAAUGUCUCCAUCAAAUCCAUCAACCUAUCAGGAAAUGGGUUCAUCGACGCUGAUGCCAAAAGGUUGGCUGACGCUCUGGCAAACAACUACUGGCUGAAAGACCUGGACCUGAGUCACAACCAGUUCUGUGACAUGGGAGGAGAACACCUGGGACAGAUGCUAGCCAAUAACGAGGGCCUGGAGAUGCUGGACCUGAGCUGGAACCAUUUGAGGAUGAGUGGAGCCGUGACACUGUGUGCUGGACUUAAGGUGAAUGUAACCCUGAAGCAGUUGGACCUGUCCUGGAACGGGUUCGGCAGUGCCGGUGCGCAGGCUCUGGGGGAGGCCCUACGUCACAACAACACACUGGUGCAUCUGGACCUCAGCAACAACCGGGUCUCAGACGAGGGCACCGCUCUGCUCUGUAACGGCCUGGCAGCUAACGACAGCCUCAGGGUCUUACGGGUGGUCUCAGACGAGGGCACCGCACUGCUCUGUAACGGCCUGGCAGCCAACGACAGGCUCAGGGUCCUCAGGCUGGCCCAUAACCCUUUAACACAGAUGGGAGCUCUGACUCUACUCAACAGCGUCAGAUACAACCCCAAGUCAGCCCUGGAAGAGAUUAACAUCUCAGUGAGAUACUUCAAACUACAACCAUCAACUGUUUAG
Salvelinus namaycush (lake trout) is the source of this 1194-nucleotide messenger RNA. Its product is annotated as leucine-rich repeat-containing protein 74A-like. Gene Ontology annotation, molecular function: protein binding. The record is from RefSeq and is a predicted model, not a curated record. The transcript has 10 exons. NCBI's taxonomy places the organism in Eukaryota, Metazoa, Chordata, Actinopteri, Salmoniformes, Salmonidae. Bases 1 to 1194 code for a protein of 397 amino acids.